Molecule: messenger RNA, 1066 nt
Organism: Cydia strobilella
Lineage: Eukaryota; Metazoa; Arthropoda; Insecta; Lepidoptera; Tortricidae
Gene: CIAPIN1
Product: anamorsin homolog
Exons: 5
Coding region: 271-1020 (249 amino acids)
Biological process (GO): iron-sulfur cluster assembly
Cellular component (GO): cytoplasm
Molecular function (GO): iron-sulfur cluster binding
Source: RefSeq, a predicted model, not a curated record
ACAUCACGUACACGCGUUAUCAAUUUUUCUAACGCUAUUUAAUUCGAUUUACAGCAAAUCGACUGCUCUAACCUAGUGCAUAGCAUAGAGUAACAUAUAUAACUGAGACCUAGUGAAGUGUUCGCGCAGUUAUUGAUUCGGCAACACACGUUCAAGCGUCUUACAUUAAAUACUGAACAUUCGCUUAAUAGUUUCUUCAUAAAUUACAAGCUCGGAGCACAGAACGGAAGAAAUCAAUCAUCAAGAGUAUAUAUUUGAGGGCAAGCCACAAUGAAUACCUUAAAGAGCGGCGAUAAUGUGUUAGUUAUUUGGAAAGGCAGCGAACAAAACGCGCUGAGCAAAAUAGUGGCUGACAUUCAAAGUGCGACGAAUAAUGGUAAUGUCGUUCUCGAAAAUUCGGAAAUGAUUACUGAAACUUCAAGGCCACAGUCAUCUUUCAACAUGAUACUCUCCAACAUUGUCCCUCCACACUCUGUCACCCACAGUGACAGUCUCCUGGCAACCCUGAUCAAACUCCUCAAACCCAGUGGCAAGUUGGUGGUGAAGGAUGCUUCAGACAUUAGCUCAGCACUCAAACUAAAUGGGUUCCUCAAUGUAACACAAGCUGAUGGUGUCUACACAGCUGAGAAGCCUAAAUUUGAGGUAGGAUCAAAAGCACAGCUGAAACUAGGCAGCAAGCCAGCAGUAUGGAAACUAGAUGAUACAGUGGAGGUGGCCUGGACGGGGGACAAUGAUGACGACAUCAUUGACUCUGACCAGCUGCUGGACGAAGAUGAUCUCAAGAAACCUGAUAAAGAAUCACUUAGAGUGUGCGCCACAACGGGUAAGCGGAAGGCGUGCGCAGAUUGCUCGUGCGGUUUGGCUGAGGAACUCAAUGGACAGGUCAAAGAAACUCCCAAGUCUUCUUGUGGAAGCUGUUACCUGGGCGACGCGUUCCGCUGCGCGACGUGCCCGUACCUCGGCAUGCCGGCCUUCAAGCCCGGCGAGAAAGUGCUGCUGGACCUUAAGUCCGACAUCUGAAGAUAGUAUUGUUGUGAUUAUUGAUAAUAAACUUUUUGUAAGUACU